GCUGCGGCUUGCAAUGCGCGGCGCCAUGGUCCAGGCAGAUGCCACCAGGCGCGAGUUGGCUCAGCAAGGGAUCCGCAUAAAGCGCCAAGGCCCAGAGUUCGUGACAUGGCUGAGGGACACAAAUCGGUUGGUCACUGCUAGGUCGUGGACCAUAGGAGCACUCUGCGCCACAGCAGUGGAUGCCAGAAACACAGGCCACAGCGUGAACAGGAGCCGAACCCAGCACAAUCGCUCCCUGGCCAUGUUUCUGUACCGCAACGCGCCGGACACGAUCGUCUCAACAGUGGCAAUAUCGUUGAUCGACGAUUACUCUGAUGCGCAAGUGACCAAGGCCACCGAUGGGCCCAAGGCCCUGGCAGACGAGGCAACGACCACAGGCGCCACGGGAACAGAGGCUGGCGCGUGACGCUCCCCUUCUUAAGCACCUGGCUGAGAGGAGCCCGCCCUUCCCAAGGCUGCGCUGCAUGGCACCUUUGGAGAUCAUCUGAAAUCGAUGAACACGCUCCACAACCAGCCGGCGGUGAGAUUUGCGAAUCUCACCACAUCCAAAGGGGCCAAGGUCCUGUCAGCAGUGUUUGCCGCGGCCGAUGCAGUUGAGGCGUUGCCGCCAUCUUCAGUUGGCGUGAUCGCCGAGCUCAGGGCAGCAGUGCUGGAGUACGGGUCAGCCUUGCAGUGUGGGGACCUUUAGUUAUACCCCAGGUGCACCGAGCAGGUACGUUUUCCUGAUCAUCCAGUGUGGAGCUUCGUUGGCAGAGGCCACAACUGGAGAUCCCUCUGCCCCCUGCCUCUUUUUGUUCGCGUUGUUAAAAUUGGGUUUACGGUUUACAUGCUAAACAUUGUGUGCAGCCUUGGAAACAGGCAUUGACACACACACACCAGAGUAGUUCCAAAGGGAUGCCUAGUGGAGGAUAGG
This is a messenger RNA of Durusdinium trenchii, 913 nucleotides long. Lineage: Eukaryota; Dinophyceae; Suessiales; Symbiodiniaceae. The record is from the annotation of a GenBank genome assembly.